CCACAUUUCUGUCUAUUAACAGAAAUAUCAGAUGAAAUCGAUUGGCUUGAUAUAUCGCCGUACUUGUAUAAUAGUCUUGAUAUUGCCUUUAGUGUAGAAUGAGGCUGGGACUGAGGGGUAACAGUUUUGGUCCGUUUUAACCAAGUGGCUUUAGUUGCGGUAAACUGAGUGGUACUUUUUGCUCAGGAUCGAUUUCUUACUGCUUGAUAGUAGUACGUGGCUGCAGGCAACUGUGAUUGAGAGUGGCUUAAUUUUAUUUUUAAAGAAAUGAAGUUAUGCUUUCUGAAGAUUUGUAGUUAACUUAGGUGUAAAAUACUUCUGUAGCCUUUGCUGGAAAGGGUACAAAUCCAUGCUGAAAUAUUUGGAAAACAGUUAUAUGUACAGCUGUCUCUAUAGAAACUGUGAAGUAAAAUGCUAUAAUUACUUUAUAUGGGCUCUACUGCAUUUCUGUUGGGACAGCUCUCUCUUUAGAGCUGACUGGAUUCAGCCCUGGCGGUGAAAGGCACUGUAUCACACUGCUAAACCUUUAAACUUUCUAGUUGCUUCAGAAGGGAAGAAAAAUAGAAGUUUAGCAUUUUCUCUGUGUGUGUGUGUGUGCGUGCGCAUGCGUGUGUAUGAGAGUGAAAGCUGUGCAGACUGUUCAGCUGGGGCAGUCAGGGAAGUGACGUCCUGUAUUAUUUGUCGUUCUAGAAAGAGCGGAGACACGUACUGUAGAUGGGAGGACUCUAAAGAGGGCUGUGUCUUGUCCAGUGUGUAUAAUUAUUUACAAAUGAGCAACGGGGGAAGGAAUGAAAUACGGAGCAGCUGUCUAGUGUUUCUUCAAUCGCCUCGACAUUGCUAAGACACUGGACACUGCUUUCCUUAUAGCAAGAUAAAAAUCUGAAUUCCUCCAACACUCGGGAUGGGGAAAGAUUAUUAUUCUAUCCUGGGAAUUGAAAAAGGGGCUUCUGAAGAAGACAUCAAAAAGGCUUACAGAAAACAAGCGCUUAAAUGGCAUCCAGAUAAGAACAAAUCCCCUCACGCAGAGGAAAAAUUCAAGGAGGUUGCAGAAGCUUACGAAGUGCUGAGUGAUCCCAAAAAGAGAGACAUUUAUGAUCAGUUUGGGGAGGAAGGUCUGAAAGGAGGAGCUGGAGGACCAGACGGACAGGGUGGUACCUUCCGGUACUCAUUCCAUGGCGACCCACAUGCUACAUUUGCAGCUUUCUUUGGUGGCACAAAUCCUUUUGAGAUCUUCUUUGGAAGGAGGAUGCCUGGUGGCAGAGACACUGAAGACAUGGAAGUGGAUGGUGAUCCAUUUGGGUCCUUCACUAGUUUUAGUAUGAAUGGUUUUCCAAGGGAAAGGAAUACAGUUGGUAGCCAAUUACGUCGUAAACAAGAUCCCCCUGUAAUCCAUGAACUUAAAGUGUCAUUGGAAGAGAUUUAUCAUGGCUGCACAAAAAGGAUGAGGAUUUCACGUAAAAGGCUUAACCCAGAUGGUAGAAGUGUCCGAACAGAGGACAAAAUUCUUACUAUUGAGAUAAAAAGAGGAUGGAAAGAAGGCACCAAAAUCACUUUUCCAAAAGAAGGUGAUGAAACACCCAACACAAUUCCAGCUGAUAUUGUUUUUAUCAUUAAAGAUAAACCUCACUCUCACUUCAAGAGAGAUGGAUCAAAUAUUAUCUAUCCUGUUAAGAUCAGCUUAAGGGAGGCUUUGUGUGGCAGCUCUAUCAACGUGCCAACGAUAGAAGGAAGAACCAUACCCAUGACAGUAAAUGAAGUUGUAAAGCCUGGAAUGAGAAGAAGAAUUAUAGGAUAUGGUUUGCCAUUUCCCAAAAAUCCUGACCAACGUGGAGACUUAAUUAUAGAGUUUGAAGUAAUUUUCCCAGAUAACAUUUCUCCAGCAUCAAAAGAAGUACUUAGGCGAAAUCUUCCAGUUUCAUAAAAUGAAGACUGUGUAUGUUAACAGUUUAAACAGGACACUGGAAAUGCAGAAGACUGGCAAGUCUGUGCUUUUAAAAGUGCAAUCUGUAACAACUAGUGGAAUAUUUGGGGUUUUUUUUUUUUGUUUUUUUUGUUUUGUGGGAUGGGGGGGAAAUACUGUAAUGCUGCAUGAGAAGAAAAAGGUUAAAUAUAAGUCAUACAGGUGACUUCUGCAGUAAAAUUUACAGGAAAACCACUCAUUUUAUUUUAGAUCUUCCUAAUCAAAAAAAGUUAUUCAUUAUUUUGCCUAAUGUAAAAUGUAGUCGGUUUUUACAAAGUCAGUACAUAUUUCUGAUACAGUAUUUGAGCCUCCAAGUACUUUAUUUCUUAUAUCCCUACCCUAUCUAUAACAUUACCCAUUUGUACAGAAAUUGGACAUAGUAGUAGAAAUAUGCAAAUGUAUAAAUAAUAUAAAGAGCAAAACAUGAAAGAUAUCAUUCUGGUAUGUUGCCUUCCACUGCACAAAGCAUAGGCUGGGAAAAUUGGCUUAGACUCCUGAACCAUCCCCCAGUGGAAUGAAAGCAUUUUCUUUAUUGCCUCAGAGAAUGUGUGAGGACUGCAUUGUGAGUCUAGCAAAGGGCAUGUGGCUUGAGGAGCAAGAGUAGCCAUUUGCUAUGGGAUAGUUCCUCAGCCUUCAGGCAGAACAGCAAGAAGGGUUUCAACAAGUACAUAAAUAGAAAAUGGUGGGCCUUCUGUCAAACGGAGCAGGCAAGCUUGAUGACAAAUGACAUGGAGAAGGCUGAGGUACUCGGUGCCUUCUUUGCAUCAGUCUCUACCAGUAAAACAAGCCUUCAGGAAUUCCAGACCCCUGAGACCAGAGGGGAAGUCUGGAACCUCAGUGAUGGAAGGGCAGAUUAGGGUGCACCUAAACUGGAAGUCCAUGAGCCUGACAGGUGGCAUGUCUAAGUGCUGAGGGAGCUGGCUAAUGCCAUUGCAAGGCCACUCAGUUAUCUUUGAAUGGUCGUGGAGAUUGGGAGAUGUUCUGGUAGACUGGAAAAGAGCAAAUAUCACUCCUGUCUUCAAGAAAAGCAGGAAGGAAGAUUUGGGGAGCUACAGGCCAGUCAGCUUCAUUCACCUCAGUCCUUGGGAAGGUGAUGGAGAAAAUCUUCCUGGAAAGCAUUUCCAAACAGAAGGACAAGGUGAUCAGGAGUAGUUAGCAUAGCUUUACAAAAGGGAAGUUGUGCUUGACCAACCUCUAUGCCCUCUACAGUGAGGUGACUAGCUUUGUGGAUGACCAGAGAACAGUCCAUGUUGUUUACCUUUGACCUUAGUAAACAGACUGAUAAAGUACAGGUUAGAUAAGUGGAAAGUGAGGUGGAGUAAAACCUGGCCAAAUGAGUGGGCACAGGGUGGGUGUAGUCAGUGGCACAAAGUCCAGUAGGAGGCAAGGCAGUAGUGGUGUACCCUAUGGCUCAAUACUGGGGCCAAUACUAUUCAGAAUCUUCAUUAAUGACCUGGAUUAUGGGAUGGGGUGGGGUGCAUCCUCAGUCAGUUUGCAAAUCACGAAACUGGGAGGAGUGGCUGGUAACCCUAGAUGAUGUACCACCUUUGAAAGGGACCUAAGUGGGUUGGAGAACUGGACUCUCACAGAGUUCAACAAGGGGGAAUGUGAAGUCUUGCUCCCUGAGGAAUAACCCAAGGCAGUAGUAGUACACCCUGGGAGCUGAGUGGCUGGAAAGCAGUUUUGCUGAGAAGGACCUUGAGGUCUGGGCGGAUAACAAACUGACCAUGAGCCCACAAUGCACCCUUGUGGUGACACAGGCCAAAGCUUUGCUAGCAGGCUGAGGGAGACAAUCCUUUCUCUACUCAGCACUGAUGAGGAUGCAUCUGGAGUACCGUGUCCAGUUCUGGGCUCCCCAGUACAAGGAGGAUACAAACUUACUGGAACAGAACUAGCACAGGGCCAUGUAGGAGCGGCUGAGAGAGCUGGAGCUCUUCAGCAUGUAGAAGAAAAGGCUUUGGGGGGGAUCUUUUAAAUAUAAAUACCUAAUGGGAGGGAAUGGAGAUGGGGGGAGCCAGGCUUUUCUCACUAGCUCUCAGUGGUAGGACUAAGAGGCAGUGGACACAAGUUAAAACACAGGGGAUUCCAUCUGAACAUAAGGAAACACCUUUUUACUGUGAGGGUCGUCAGACACUGGAACAGGUUGCCCCGAGAGGCUGAGGAGUCACCAUCCCUAGAGAUACACAGAACCUGACUGGGCAUGGUCCUGGGCAACCUGCUGUAGCUGACCAUGCUUGAGCAGGGAUGUUGGACUACAUGAUCCCAAGAUGUUCCUUCCAACCUGAAUGAUUCUGUGAACUUGGAUUUAGCACUUUUCACUAGACAGAGAUAUGGGCUGUGCUCUGCAAAUGAGGCGUAGCCCAAAGAUGGGUGGUAUUGAUGUGACAGCUUGAAUCCCUAGGGAGCAGGUCUGUAUCUGCGUAGAAAGAUGCACAAAGAACACUGUAAAAGCAUUUGGCUAGUGCAGGUAUUUAAAGAUCAUGCUGAUCUCAAGUAUUCAUUAUUUUCAAAGGCUGAGCUUUACUCCCGUGAAGAAGGAAAAGCCCAGGUCCUAGCUAAAGGAAAGUUUGCUUAAGAUACAAGGUGGAAUAGGGGUUGCCAAUAAGCUUUCAUAUGCUUGAGUCUUGUUUGAAUAGAAAUAUGAGUUACUUGUCUUUAGAGUUAGAAGGUGCAUAGGGAAAUGGAGAGCCUUCUGUAAUAGUCUAUAGUUUUAUAACACAGUAAUAGGGCUGGUUCCCUUGAUUGCAGCAUGAUUUUAUUGAAAGAAAUACCUUGCAGGUGUGCUUUAUUACUUGAGUUUAAAACCGUAAUACAGUGCUUUAACAACACUUUCUAAGGUUUUUUUUUUUUGUUUUUUGGGUUUUUUUUUUUCUUCAUAAGAAAAUAUGUAAGAUUUGCUGUCAGCCUUUUGCCUGUGGAAAUGUAGUAGUUACCUGCUCUGCUAGGUGGCUUAAGAAAUAGCAGUGUUAUCUUCAUGUAUGCGAUUUUCUGCUGGAGAGUAAGUCAUGUGGAAGUGGAAUUUAAUUUACAGUAACUUUUUAAUGAGCACAAGAAUAAUCCCAUUUCUGUUACUCAAAGGAAUAGAACUUCUGGGAGAUACUGUUCAAGUCAAUUUUUCAACUUCAGAUCUCUUCAUACAGUGUCAGUUAGCUGUAGUCCUGAAUCUACAAGGAACUAAACAAUUAUUGGAGCAGUAUCACAAAGGGAAAAAUUUGCUGCUUAGUGCUUUACGCUUAUUGUUAACACUAUAUAUUUGUUCAAAAAAUUCCCAUUUCAGUAUGUUCCGUAUUGCAUUUCUUAUAUGGUUUUUAAGUAAAAAGUAUAAAGUUGGUUUUUAACUUACUUUUAUCUUUUGUUAUGAUGGCAGAUGCUGUAAGCUACACAACUUUAAAAGCAUAUCAUCCUAAAAUACCUGUUUGUUGGUUGAAAAGCUAAUGGAAUUGAGCAUUUUGUAAUUCAGGAUCUUGUAACUAUAGUCCAACUUGUAAAAAAAAAAGGUUACAGCAACUAGAAUUAUUUUUUGUAACCAUCCUCGGGUAAGAGGAGUAGUGUUAAAUUGAGGAAUUGCAGUAUCUUGUGUAUUUAGAGAUAUAUAUGUAUAGCAAACUAAAUUUUUCCAACUGUUUUCAUGCUCAAAAUACAGAACUAUAGGACUGGUAUGAAAUGCUUGUAUUUCUUUUCUUACGGAGAAGUAAGAAAGCAUAUGUUUCAGAAAAUAGCAUGUGGAAUUACUUCAAAAUAAGAGAGGGAACAUUAAUAUCUAUCUAAUCCAGGAUUCUCAAAAAUUAAUACUUUUCUAAUCAAAAAAUGUGCUUAAAAGCUAUGUUUUAAAAAACACUUGAUUAUUUAAUAAAGGCUACUUGGGAGAAGGAGUCAAAUACAGUCACCUAGUGUUAUCUCUUAACUGCUGAAAUACAUGGAAAUAACAUGGACAUUCGUGAAGUUGGGGCAAGAAGGAUAUUUUGAUUUCCUGAAGCUUGCUUAGGUGCCAUAGAAAGUAGAAGUCAUUUGGUUACUUCAGAGGAGUUCAUUCAACAAGUCUAUGAAAACCUCUACUUCUAACCUUUUUUAAUCUCCCCAACAUCAAGCUGUUGCAAGAGUAGGGCAUGCUACAUUACAACCAUUUCUCCAUUCUGCCAUGCAGUAUCACUCUGUGAUUGCUCUAGGCAGGCUUUCUGAUGUCAUGAGGAUAUUAGUAUUUUACUCUUCCACUCUUUUGUAUUAUCAAUGGUGAAAACUUGUUGAAGCCUUUUUGUGGUGUCUUGAACAGAUGAUGCAGAUUUGGAUUGGUUUUGAGUCCCAACCUGUUUACUUUGUUAUGGAAGUAACAGACUUUCGGACUGUGGUUGGGUCUCCACUGUUGUUCUUACCACCUUCAUCUUGUAACUUUGUGUGUUCUCACUUCCAUGUGCCUUUCAUGAGGUGAGAGCUCCUCUUCAUUUGUAAGUCCUCUUCUAGUAUUCAUCCCUAUUUUCAAUAUGACCUUUGGUCCAAACCUCACAAACAGUGCUGAAGAUGAGCAAUAAGUAUUAUGAUGAUCAGUCAAAUGAGAUUACCGGUGUUCUAAUUCUCAGAUGUGAUAGUCCUAGUAUUUUUAGUAAACACUCAAAAUGGUAUCCAUGUCUGAUUCUCAAAAAUCCAAGCAGGAGGAGAUGUCUAUCGGACUGAUGCAGAGCCAAAGCAUAGGUGAAGGUCAUGUCUGUAGCUGGCUUGGUUUUAAAGACCCUGGUUGAACUGUACACAGGCAUCAGUAGAAAUUCUUGACUUUGCAUAGUUUUGCUGAGAGACUGGAGAAGACCAUUGUCCUGUUUGGAUAAUCUGCUAUGAGUUCUGGAUUUUUAUUUUUUUUUUUUGGAGGGCCCAUUCCAAAAUAAAUCAACAUUCUGGAAAGGGAGUUGUAUUUGGCCAAGAAUCAGUUCUACUUCUUGGUAAGUGCCACUAGCCCUAUGCUUGCAUGAACUAAACUUUCCCUAUUAAUGAGUCAUGCUUUGUGGUGGGGUUUUUGGUAUUUGUUUUUUUUGGUUUUUUUUUUUUUUCUUUUUAGACAUACUGGGUGCAACUGGCUGGCAUUUAGUUUUUGUUGAGAGAGGAAAAUAAUUGUGGUUCUUCCUUGGCCUUUAGUUAAAGCUGUAUGAUCCUAGACAUACAUCUUUUUUUUAUUAUUAUUAUUAUUCUUACCUUAUAACCCUUGAGUCUCUCAAAAUAUUUAACCCUAGAAAACUCCCAAACCCUUAAGCCCUUAAGAUGCUUUUGCCAAUCUUGGACGAUUUGGCCUCACUAAUGUGAUGACGCGGUCUUCAAAUGUGGUUCUAGGAGCUGUGUAUCUGGGGUGCUACUGAGCUAAAGGAGUGAAGUCUGUAGCCUUUGUAAGGGCUUUACUCUGUUCAUGGACAACUGACUGAUUUUAAAUAGUGCAAGGCUUGUUAAUCAUGUCUCUUAUCCUGUCAUGCCAAACUGUGUUAUUUCACUGCUUUAGGCACUUGCAUACUUGAUGGUGACCUGUAUGUCUGGCUGACAGAACUAUCCAGAAGCAAGUGCUUCAUAGACAGGGGUUUGAGAGAAUGAUGUGUGUGACUGAAUGCCAUCUGUACUAUCAAUGGAAGGGAAAGACAGUAAACUCAGAUGGUUGUGGAGAACAGAAGUAUGUUUGUGAAGAUCUGGUCAGUCUUGCAUAUGAGGAGCACUCCCUGCCAGAUCCAGAGUCACUUCCCUUGACUUCAACAGCAUCAAUCCCAUAGGGAUCCACUUAGAGAGCUCUAAGUCAUAGUGGGUAUGGCAGCUCUCAUGCUGACAGAUAGUUGAUGAAGCUUCUAAGAAAAGCCUUGAGGUGACUAGACAACUGACAAACUAAAUGCCCUCUAUUCCUUUCUGGUGUGUGCAUUUUAUGUGCUAGUCUGACUCGCUGGUAACAUACUUUGGGGGUAGAAUAGAUUUUACUCCACCAGUGAAAUUUGCUAUGACUCAGGGUGAAAUUCUAUGUGCUUGAAUUCAUAUGCUAGAGCUAAAGAAUAUGUGGACGUAUUACUGUAAAUAUCAUUAAGAGACAAUUUUCCAGUCAGUAAAUGCUAGUCCUCAUUUGCAGCUGACAUUAAUAGUUUUUACUACGUUGCUUACUGAACAAAUCCCAUAGAACCAGGGUAUUCAUAUAAUCACUUACUGUUUGGCAUGCAAAGUGGGCAGAUGGCAGUACCAAUCUCAGCAAGUACAGAAUCUCAGCUCUUCAUUUGUCAAAAUGCUCAGCAACAGACUAUCAGGUAGCAUGAGUUGUUUCCUUCAGACUCCUCCAGUUAAUUGUUCUAUUAUUUAAAAAGUGAAAGUAGAUGUCUGCUGUUCCUCCCCUUAGAUCUAGAAUGUAUAACUGUCCUGUGCUUGUUUUGUUCCCCUGGAAUUACUGGUUACCCAAGGGAGGAGCUUUGACAAUCUUGUUAGUCAUGCCUGAUUGCUGUAUCAAGGGCAAAUUAUCAUCUUCACAUUCCUGUUGCCUUACAUAAUUAAAAAAACAAAAUCCCUACCCAGCCAGUUCCUGAAAUACCAUAUAGCACUUCUCUGAUUAGUACUUUAUGGCACGCUCCGCAGAAAUGUCUCAACUGCUUGUAUUUGUAUCCAAAGAAAGGUGGAUAAACUGGGUUCAACGAGAAGCAGACCUUGCCACAAAAGCUAUGGCUAAGUGUAGUAAGGACCUAAAAACACUUCUGAGAGCAAUCCAGGAAAACCACAUAUUUUUAUUUUCCUCAUAUACCAACAAACUGAUUUUAAAAGUAGUAGGAAGCAGGAUAAAAAUUCCUAGGAUCCCCUUGUGCUCCCUAUCAAGUCACAAUUCCAAAACUGAAGCUGGUGUGCGAACUGAGUUCAUUGCUGCUGCACAAACUUUCAGAGGAUGGUUUUGCUAGUUCAUAUUUUGCCUUUGACACAUGGAAAACAUCAAUACUUAAUGUAAUAUGGACAAACUCUCAGAAGAUCAUUAAGUUUUGGUAAUGGAGUUUGGUCCCCUCCUCUCACAGGCAGUCCUAUUUGAACUCCUGUCUUAAAAUUGAGGAGGAAAUAAAAUCUUAGAGAAAAGCCUUGUUUUGCAGUAUCCUCUGAUGGUUUAAAAAUAGUUGUGAACAUUAUUUAUGAGUAGGAGAUUUCAGUUCUAUUUUUAUCAAUAUUCUUUUAUUUAGAUAGUUUAUAUCCACUUAAUGCUAUCACAGAUACUUACAAACACCAGGUAUGUUUCUUCUCGGUCUUAUUUUAAUUAGACUAAACAAGAUAAGGUCCUAAAAUACCUUACAAGAAACUCUUUGUUCUCUUGCCAUACUAGUAAUUCUUUUAAGCAGUUGCUUUGUUUGGAACAUGGAUAACCAGAAAGAUAUAAUAUGUUGCAGGUAAGAACUGCCUAAGUCACAUAUAGGUAGAUAUCAAUAUAUAUAGAGAUUUUAUGUGUAGUGAAACAACUUUAUGUACUGACAGUUUUCAGUAUAGCACUGUGCAUUUCAUAUCCAGUAACAUCACUGUUCUAUUCCAUAUACUUUAUCCACAAACUUUAUGCCUGUUGCAUGCCACAAUUCUGGCAUCUUAAGUGCUGUAGCUGAGAAACUGAAAAAUGUAAUAAACUGCAGUGUGAGAUAUAGAAUAAAAGAACUGAAACCCAUUUUUCCUUUUUUUUUUCUCUUAGUAAAUAGCUUAUUUUUUCUUCUAAAGCUAAGGCUAAUAAUGGAUUAUUAACUUCUAUUUAAAUGGUUAACUCUCCAACAAUAUAAUUUACAAGAAGUGAAAUCUAAGUAACUUUUGGAUCCCAGCUAUCCUGAAUUGCUUGAGGCUUGUUUGAAUUCAUGACCUAGUUUUGAUGUGCGUUAGUUAAUGUUGCCAGAUAUUUCCCUAGUGUGGAUACAUGUUCAAGGAAGCCUGAGACCAGGACUGGUUGUAAAUGGAGAAAAUGCCUUGUACCCAUUACAGGCUUUUAUUCUUUAAGCUUCUCAGCAGUCUGACUCAUUUCUAGCUCUACAGAUCACUCAGUCAACACUGUUAUGCUGAUUAAAUCCAAGUGGUUGGAACUGCUAAUACAUGAUCAGAGCAAUAUUAAUAAAUAGAAUUUGCAGCUUAGCAAAAAAUAAGCACGUGUAGCAAUAAUGGACAGGUGAAAGUGAGUGUUGAAUGCUUCUUUGCAGUUUCUUGCUGUGCCAAUUUCAUGUAGAUGCUGUUCUAGGUUUGCCUUUUGAGACUAAUUUAGCAUAUGUGCAACGUUACCUUCCUCAGAUUUAAAUGACAACAAUGUCACCUGUUACACUGUAUAAAUUAUGAUAGCAUAUAUAUGCUUCAUACUGUUUGUGUUAAACAGUACAAUAUGAUCUUCAGUUUA
Falco peregrinus (peregrine falcon) is the source of this 10298-nucleotide messenger RNA. RefSeq names its product DnaJ heat shock protein family (Hsp40) member B4 (gene DNAJB4). The transcript is spliced from 4 exons. Bases 902 to 1921 code for a protein of 339 amino acids. NCBI's taxonomy places the organism in Eukaryota, Metazoa, Chordata, Aves, Falconiformes, Falconidae. Gene Ontology annotation, molecular function: protein-folding chaperone binding. The record is from RefSeq and is a predicted model, not a curated record. Gene Ontology annotation, cellular component: cytosol.